Sclerotinia sclerotiorum 1980 UF-70 is the source of this 789-nucleotide messenger RNA. RefSeq lists its product as hypothetical. Gene Ontology annotation, cellular component: nucleus; chromatin. The transcript has 2 exons. The record is from RefSeq and is a predicted model, not a curated record. Bases 1 to 789 code for a protein of 262 amino acids. Gene Ontology annotation, molecular function: histone H3K36 methyltransferase activity; protein binding. Lineage: Eukaryota; Fungi; Ascomycota; Leotiomycetes; Helotiales; Sclerotiniaceae. Gene Ontology annotation, biological process: regulation of DNA-templated transcription.
AUGGCACCAUCCCAACAACUUCCUAAAAACUGGCCUUCUCACAUCCCAUAUCUCACGACCCCGACCUAUUGCGCAACACUUAACUCCUCACACCUAAAAGUACUUCGCACACAAACUCCCGAUGGCAUCCCUAUUCCACCCUCACAUGCAAAGGGCCCCUCUCCUCUCGUCAAGAUUACGCCUAUUAACGAUCCAUCCCAUCCUGCGAACGGACAGUGUGGAUUAUUCGCCACUAGGGACUUGAAACCCGGAACAUUUAUCUUGCAAUACAUUGGCGAAGUUCACGCGCCAAAUGAAUCGACCGAUGAGAGGAUCAGGAAAAUGGUAGAAGUACAUGAGAAAAGCGAUUAUGAUUUGAGUUUGGAUAGAGACACGGGAAUUGGGGUUGAUGCACAGCGGAAAGGGAAUGAGGCGAGAUUUAUUAAUGAUUUUAGGGGGGUGAGUAUUGGUGGGGAGAGAGCGAGAGUUAAUGCGGAGUUUAAGGAGGUUUGGGAUACGGGAAGGGGGGAGAGGGGUAUGGGGGUUUGGGUGCUGGGAGAGAAGGCUGGUGGUGGGAAGGGGAAGGGGGUGGGGAGGUGGAGGGGGAUUAGGAAGGGAGAGGAGAUUUUGGUUAGUUAUGGGAGGGGGUUUUGGGGAGCGAGGAAGGGGGAGGAGGAGUGGGGAGAGAGUUGUGAAUGGGUUGGUUUGGGAGGGAGAGGAGUGGAAGAGGAGAAUUUUUGGUCACAUUCUAGUGAUCUUGAACGGUUAAACGAUUCCGUUAACGAAGGUCAAUUCAUAGAACCGAGUUAG